Molecule: messenger RNA, 842 nt
Organism: Suricata suricatta (meerkat)
Lineage: Eukaryota; Metazoa; Chordata; Mammalia; Carnivora; Herpestidae
Gene: FGF8
Product: fibroblast growth factor 8
Exons: 5
Coding region: 1-669 (222 amino acids)
Biological process (GO): regulation of cell migration; positive regulation of gene expression; neuron differentiation
Cellular component (GO): cytoplasm
Molecular function (GO): type 2 fibroblast growth factor receptor binding; growth factor activity; type 1 fibroblast growth factor receptor binding
Source: RefSeq, a predicted model, not a curated record
AUGGCUUCCUGGUACCACUGCAACCCCUCCAGUCCAACCCCCAAAGACACAAGGCUGUUGCACUUGCUGGUUCUCUGCCUCCAAGCCCAGGUAACUGUUCAGUCCUCACCUAAUUUUACACAGCAUGUGAGGGAGCAGAGCCUGGUGACGGAUCAGCUCAGCCGCCGCCUUAUCCGGACCUACCAGCUCUACAGCCGCACCAGCGGGAAGCACGUGCAGGUCCUGGCCAACAAGCGCAUCAACGCCAUGGCAGAGGACGGGGACCCCUUCGCAAAGCUGAUUGUGGAGACAGAUACCUUUGGCAGCCGGGUUCGAGUGCGAGGAGCUGAGACAGGCCUAUACAUCUGCAUGAAUAAGAAGGGGAAGCUGAUUGCCAAGAGCAACGGCAAGGGCAAGGAUUGUGUCUUCACGGAGAUCGUGCUGGAGAACAACUACACGGCCCUGCAGAAUGCCAAGUACGAAGGCUGGUACAUGGCCUUCACCCGCAAGGGCCGGCCCCGCAAGGGCUCCAAGACGCGGCAGCACCAGCGCGAGGUCCACUUCAUGAAGCGGCUGCCGCGCGGCCACCACACCACGGAGCAGAGCCUGCGCUUCGAGUUCCUCAACUACCCGCCGUUCACGCGCAGCCUGCGCGGCAGCCAGAGGACUUGGGCCCCGGAGCCCCGGUAGGCGCCGCCCCUCCCGGCCGCCGCGGAGCUGCUCGGCCCAGGGAACCUCCAGCGGGCCGGGCUCUGCGCCGCUGAAGGCUGGGGAGGAGCUGGGGGGCCCCGCGUUCUAGCUGUUGAUACUUGUUUGCUGUUGGGUUUUUUGUUGUUGUUUUGUUUUGUUUUGUUUUUUAAACA